This is a messenger RNA of Diabrotica virgifera virgifera (western corn rootworm), 890 nucleotides long. RefSeq lists its product as uncharacterized. The record is from RefSeq and is a predicted model, not a curated record. Gene Ontology annotation, molecular function: lipid binding. The transcript has 5 exons. The coding region runs from base 55 to 828 and encodes 257 amino acids. NCBI's taxonomy places the organism in Eukaryota, Metazoa, Arthropoda, Insecta, Coleoptera, Chrysomelidae.
GUAUAAAAAAGAAAAUUUUGAGAUUAAAUCAGUAAUCUUAAUAAUUGAGUUAAAAUGAAAGUUUUAAUUUGUGGAAUAAUCUGUUUAUUCGCAUUUUGCGGAGCUAAUCCAGUAAAUCCAUCUGUUCAUGAUGUAGUGUCAAGAGCUUUAGAGAGGAUUGAUUAUAAUAAUAUCAUUCCCAAAGAAUUGAUCACUAGACUGAGGUUUUUAACUGAAGCUGAUAUCUUAGGAGGCAGCGAAAUUACAGUAUUUUUAAAUCAAUAUGCAGAUACAAUUUUCAACAAUUUACAAAAUUUCAUAAGACAACACAACUGGCAGAAUGUCGAUAUUCCAGAUACACACUUGAAGAUAUCUGGUGGAAGUGUGGAUUUAACUAGAGGUAAUUUAAAUGACCUUGAUACAAUUUCCAGAGGCGGAGAUGUUAUUCUUACAUACGAAGGGGAUAACAAAAAACUUGUCAUCGAACUUCCAAUAACCUUUGGAGAUUUAAGAUUCCACUAUCACCACCACACCAAAGUAUUAUUCAUUAGCAUGAGUGGAGAAGUUGACGGCACUGUUAAACAUAUACAAGUAUCUGCUAUAGCAAGUUUCGAUUUUAAUUCUAACACUGUGUUUUUGGAUCAUUAUGACAUGAAACAUUCUGGAGAUGUGACGGUUCAUUUUUCUGGAAAUCCAGUGGUGGACUGGUUAGCUAACGCAAUUAGUGCGGUAGUAACCACUUUCAUGGGACAAGUUAUUAUUAACGUUAUGGCCAAAUUUAUUAGAGAUAACCUGAGAGCUGUUAUUGAAAAUCUCAACGAAGCUAUAGCUCAAAUUAUUAAUCAUUAAAAAUAUUUUCUUUAUUCUAAUUAUAUUCUAAGCCAAAAAUGAUAAUAUAUGUUUACUAAAUA